GUACUCCGUUGUUUCCAUCUUCCCGUGUGAUUUUAUCAAGAUUACUCGACAUAUAUUUUUUUUUUCACAACUCACUGAAAAUCUUAAAACUCUUAUGAUUUAACCUCAACCCCUUCACUCAACCUGUCACACCAAUGUUUGCAGCACUUUGUAAUUAAUAUGAUCUCUUGAGUCCAUACGAGGUGUUAGCUCUCUUUGGUUUGUGAAGGCUGAGAAACUUGCCCUUUUGGUAGGUACAGCUGGUAGAUACCGGACGACUAAUUCUAACAUAUAAAAAUCCCAAAAUAAAGUAAAUAAUCUGUUGGGUUUACUUAAUGGCGGAUUUAACUAGCCUAGCAGAAGCUUCAGGCGUGGCGUGGUGGUCACUCCUUAACAAAAGUUGCCACUUCUUUGUUGCAUUGUCUACUGAUGUUUAGUUUUUUCUCAAUAUAGCCAUCUUUGGAGUCCCCACCAGGAAGGAAAAGCCCAUUGGUACCCCUUCAUUUGCGAACUUCUAUUACAACAAGCUAAUUAUUUCACUGGCUAAUGGGGACAAGAGUGCUAGUCGACAAGUGAUGAAUUAGCCUCAGGACACACGCUUCCUUCACCUGUGUCAACAUGGGAAUAACUACGAUAACAUAAGCGACACAACAAUGCUUAAAAUUAUAUUAACAUAACUUCUAAGUAACUGUUCAGUGGAUGUUAAAGAUUUUUAUAUCUUGUAAUGGUGGAUUUCUAGAGCCACAACUUUUUAACGCUGACUCCUCUUCAGUUUUCCUAUCACAACCAUUCGUUUUAUAUGUCCUGCCUCUACGGAAACUGUUCUAAUAUAUAUAACUCCAAGGAAGACACUAAGGAGUGCUGCUUCUCAUCAGUGAUUGGUCUUAUGUACGAGCUGAGUUCAACGUAACGCAGGAGAUGGCGUGUGAUAGCUCCAGCGAGAGGGACACCUGUGAACGUCCCGAUUCAAAUUCUUCAGAUCCAAACUACCAGUGCGAGGCUUCAUCUGAUUUCCGUAUCCCAGGUGGCAUGUUAGAGGAGAACUUCACUCACGUCCUCCUGAGGAAAUUUACCCUCCUCCUCCUUUUGGUCUGUUUCGCCGUGAAGAGAGGCAAAAAUCUGCAUUGUCGUGGGAUGUACCUGAGAGUAGAGAAAAUACUUCGGCUGUUAUGUUUCACAACUACUCUAACCCUCCUCGUAGACUGGACCGAUUGUACAGCAGCGACUGGGGUGAGGGAGGACUGGCAGUGGAGGUGUGGAGUCUGCUCAGUACUGUUAGCCUGGUAUCACUUCAUUAUAUUGCUGGGUUUGCUGCCCCAGUUUAGUGUUUAUCUCUUUAUUGUAAAUGACUUCCUCAAAACUAUCUUAAAGUUAUUUGGACUCUUGCUUCUUCAGGUGGUUGCAUUUACAUUUGCCUUUCAAAUGCUUAUGAGAGGAAAAUAUGCAUUCAGCAAAUUUUCUCGUGCCAUUAUGAAGAUCUUAACCAUGAUGGUGGGCGACCUAGGAUAUGAGGAAAACUUCGGUAACACGGAGAGUCUACCCUACCCAAUCAUGAGCAGCCUUCUUUUGCUCUGCUUUCUUGGGAUCAUGGUAAUUGGAAUGAUUAAUAUUGUAACGAAUCUUCCACAAGGGGAGAUGGAGAAGGCCAAGGACCAGGCUCAGCUCAUAAAUUUGUCUGUUCGCGUGAGCUUGAUAAUAACAAUAGAAUCUUGGUUUCCCUCGUUGAGGAAACGUUACAAUAUUGGCUGGGUUAUUGACAAGGUGAAUCAAGACAUAAGUCAAGAUACUGAACUUAACUCCAAUGCUACUAUAAAUAAAAGUUGCAGUAAUCUAAAUUCUUCAUGUCACUUAUGUGGUGGGCGUGAUCCUGAGCACACCUACAGAUUACUUGAAAAUUUAUCCCGUCAAGUCAAUGAACAAAAUAUGCUGUUGCAAGACCUAAUGUCAUGUGUAGUGAGAGGUGAAAAACAUAGGAUCAAAUGUAACACCACGUAAAUGACCACAAGCCUUCACACACACCAAAAAAACACGAACCCUAAUGUUAAAACGGAUCACCUCAAGAAUCUGCUCCACCCCAGCUUAUUCCAUCUAAAGAUUAACCACCUCACGCUAGCUUAAUCUCACCUCAUCUCCCCAAACUGUGUUAGGAUGGUUAAUCUUAAGGUGAAAUAAGCUGGAGCGGAGGAGAUUCUUCAGGUGAUCCGUUAAUAUAUUACUUGGCAGCAUAAAGGAUAAGAUGGAGCUUCAGUUAUGAUUGAUGGUAUUUUUUGAGAUAUUUUGUUGUUCUUUUGUUUUAGGUUUAUUAAUCAUCGUUCAUUAGUUGAUGUUGUGAAAGAAUUACAUAUUAAUUCAUAUAUGCUUUGUGAAACCACGAGAUUUAAGGCCAGAAAUAGGUGAGUGUUGAGAGUAGCAUAAUGGUGACGAAAGUAUGAUUUAAUGUAGCCAAGUUUAUGCGAGAAUGUGGUCCUUGAUCAGCUACUUUAUUCACAUAAUUUAGAAGAACUUCACUAACUGACAGACGCGUGACCACCAGAGCAUCACGUUGUCUUGAGAGCUGUGUUUAGUUAUGUUACACCAAAAGAAAAAUUUGUUUCAGUCGCAUCUGUUGUUCGUUGAUGAUUUGUAAACUAUAUAGCUUAUAAAGGUCCUAAAUAAAAAGAAAAAAAGGAUGAAAUAAUACAGUAUGUGACAUUGGCAGACAAAACCACUUGCACCUUAAUCUUUAGCGAUGAAGACUAACACAACUUUGUAAACAAGAUCUAUAUACUGUAUUGAUUAAUGCAUAGACUUAUACGAAGACAAUAGUGAUGACCCUACCACCAGUGGGUGUUGACUAUAAGGGAAGUAACUCAAGUACUGUACUAGUGGUUCUUAAACUGGGGAUCUUUGUGAUAUUUCAGGUCACUACUUCUGACCACUUAUGUAGGGAUUUGCUGACAACCAAAGUUACAAAAGUGAGCAGAACAAAGUCAGGUUUCCAUCACUGGUUAAUCUGGCACUGGUUAUUCUAAAUGCGUCUGCCUUAGUUGUAACAUAGCUGAAUUAAUUUUACUUAUUAUCAAAACUGAUUUUCUGUUGUUCCAAAAUAUAUCUUAUUAUGUGACAAAAAUAAUUUAACCCCUGAAAUACGAGAUGUAUUAUGUAUAUUCUCAGCAUAUUUAAGCAAAAAGUUGUGAUAAAUUCUGAAAUUGUGGUGUUAUUCUAAAUUGUUAUUUAAUCUUAAAUAACCUAGAAAGAAGAUUAAUGAUCACAUUGAAAUGAUUGGCGAGUUUUAAAAUUUUGUAACUCAAUGAACAUUUAUUGAAAGGAGUUAAAUAUCUUAUGGAAAGUUUUAAGUUAUUGUAAGACAUAUGUGAAUUUCUCAGUAUAUAUGAAAUGUUAUCUUUUUAAAUGUUAAAUGCAAAAUAGAUUAAUGAUUGUAGAUCAUGAUGAUAUGAUUGACUAGUUCAUAAAUUAUCGAGAUUACUUCAUAAAUCGUGAUACACUGAGAGUGAAGGUUGACGACCUGUCCUUGUAUUGUGGACAGGUCUAACUCAGGUUGAGAAAUUUGUCGAUUGAAACCACCUGGUGACUUGGGAGGCUUACCAUAUGUUUUUAUGCCCAAACCGGGACAAGGAUUAAUUUAAUGAGGCCAUGAUAUUAUACCACUGUACAUA
Homarus americanus (American lobster) is the source of this 3635-nucleotide messenger RNA. RefSeq names its product transient receptor potential cation channel subfamily A member 1 homolog. The coding region runs from base 898 to 1974 and encodes 358 amino acids. The record is from RefSeq and is a predicted model, not a curated record. The transcript is spliced from 4 exons. NCBI's taxonomy places the organism in Eukaryota, Metazoa, Arthropoda, Malacostraca, Decapoda, Nephropidae.